AUGGCGUGGCAACCACAACCGCAGCAGCUGGUCCAGCUAUCGCAGUUCCUGAGAGAUUCUCUAAGCGGCCAUGAUAUCGCGGCUCAGAAGAACGCUGAACAGAUGCUGAGAUCAGCGAAAGCUUCGCCCGACAUCAACAACUACCUAACGUAUCUGUCCGUCACAUCAACCCCACCGCAAGGUCUGGAUGCCACUGCAUAUCAUGCGGCACGAUCAGCAGCUGCAAUCAUGCUCAAGAACAACGCAAGAUCUUCAUACCGGACAAUCCCAGAACCGAGCAAGAUUUACCUAAAGUCAACUAUCCUGGCCGGCCUGCAGGAUGGCAACGCGCAGAUCCGGAACUUUGUCGGCAACGUCGUCACCGAGGUGCUACGACAGGGUGGCAUCCUUGGCUGGCCGCAGGCCCUACCAGACAUGAUUGCCACGGUGGCGAAUGAGAACGGCGGGACUACUGCUGAGGGGCAGGAUGGUGCAAUGGGUGCGUUGUUCAAGGUCUGCGAGGACAACAAACGCGCACUCGACCAGGACUAUCCCAACCAAGGACGGCCACUCGCAUAUCUGCUACCAAAGUUCCUUGAGCUCACCACCAGCGCCAAUCCCAAGCUUCGGUCACGAUCACUCUCUGCCAUCAAUGUCUUCCUGAACGAGCCGAUAGCACUCACAGCACGCGAGAACAUCGACAGCAUAUUGCGGCACGUAGUGCAACUCACCGCUGAUACCAACGAUGAUGUUCGGAGAUUUGUCUGUCGAACAUUUGCUCUGCUUGCAGACGGCAUGCCGAAUGUUUUACUACCACAUGUUGAGGGUAUUGUGGACUAUACCAUCAUACAGCAAAAGGACAUCCAGAACGAAGAGCUUGCGCUAGAUGCCGCCGAGUUCUUCUUUGAGGCAAGCAGUGCGCCUUCGCUACGAGAUGCGCUUGGUCUUUAUCUGAGUAAGAUUGUGCCUGUGCUACUAGACAGUAUGAUCUACAGCGAGGAUGAUCAACUCAGGUUAGAAGGGGAUGCAGAAGAUGCAGACGAGGAGGACGACGAGAAAGAUAUUAAGCCACAGUUCGCCACGUCGAAGACUUCAAGAGCGACCGCAACGGCCACGACCACCACGACGCAGCCUACGAACGGUCAAAAGAAAGAGGCUGCGAACGGCUAUGUUUUCGCAGAGGACGAUGAUCUUGACGAGGGCGAGAUUGAGGAGGACGAUGAUGAGUUCGAUGCAGAUCCCGAGGAUGAAUGGAAUCUUCGUAAGUGUUCAGCAGCGGCACUCGACAGUCUUGCAUCGCACUUUGGAGGCCCAGUCUUCGAGGUGACGCUACCAUGGCUUGAGGAGAGUCUCGCGCAUAAGGACUGGCAGAACCGAGAGGCAGCAGUGCUCGCCCUCGGAGCCAUCGGACCAGGCUGCAUGGAGAAGAUCGAGCCAAGUCUGCCAAAGCUGGUGCCAUAUAUGAUAUCGUUGCUCACAGAUCAGCAACCUGUGGUACGACAAAUUACAUGCUGGGCACUGAGCAGAUUUGCUGGGUGGGCGUCACACCUGGACGCUGCUGGGAAGCAGCAAUUCUUCGAGCCUAUGAUGGAGGGCAUACUGCAAUGCAUGCUGGACAACAACAAGAAGGUUCAAGAAGGAGCAGCUUCUGCGUUCGCUACUCUUGAGGAGUCUGCUAAUGUGCAGCUGACACCAUACUCUGGCGUGAUCGUGCGACAAUUCGUGCAGUGCUUCAGCCGCUACAAGGAUAAGAACAUGUACAUCCUCUACGACUGCGUGCAGACCCUGGCAGAGUAUGCUGGGCCUGAGCUCGCAAAGCCGGAGCUUGUCAACGUCCUGAUGCCAGCGCUGAUUGCUCGGUGGGAGAAAGUGCAGGAUGCCUCGAGAGAGGUAUUCCCAUUACUGGAGUGCCUGGCAUUCGUGGCCACAGCACUGGGUAAUUCGUUCACUCCCUUCGCUCGACCAUUCUUUAUGCGAUGCAUCAAGAUCAUCCAGCAGAACUUGGAGGACGGGCAGAUCGCCACUAACGAGCCUUACCACGAUGUGCCAGACAAGGACUUCUUGGUUACCAGCCUCGAUCUUCUCAGCAGCAUUAUUCAGGCUCUUGAUGAACAGUUCAGCUCCGAGCUUGCGGCCACGGCGAAUCCGAAUAUGUUCGAGCUCCUAGCUUACUGCAUGAAGGAUGGUAACAACGACGUUCGCCAAUCAGCUUACGCGUUGCUCGGAGACUGUGCCAUCUAUAUCUUCCCGCGCCUACAGCGUUAUCUUCCGACGUUGAUAGAAAUCAUCAUGCAUCAACUCGAUGUCAGCCAAACCAGCGAUGAUCCGGAAACCGCCUUCAGAGUGAUUAACAAUGCUUGCUGGUCGUGCGGGGAAAUCGCCAUGAGGCAUGGUAGCGGUAUGGCACCAUACGUCGAUCGCCUACUGCCGAAACUAGCCCUGAUCAUGUUCACCGAGAAUGUACCUGCCUCGCUCAAUGAAAACGCCGCCAUUGCGCUCGGACGAUUGGGUAUCGGCUGCCAUCAACAGCUGGCUCCGCACCUGGCCAACUUUGCUGUCCCUUUUCUCAACGCGAUGCAGAAGGUCUCCUGGACUGACGAGAAAGGCCACGCAUACAAGGGUUUCGCGUCGGUCGUCCUCGAUAACCCGAAAGCCAUGGAGCAGUGCCUCCUCAACUUCCUGGCCGAGAUGGCGAAUGCGCCCGGCCUCUUCUUGACUGGGAUGCAAGGGGAUGGGCCCCUCGAGAAUUUCGAGAAGGUCUUGUCUGAGUACAAAGGUCUGAUUGGUGGUGGGUGGGACGAUUAUCUGCACAAUCUUCCGCCUCCACAGGAGCAGGCGCUGCGGCAGCUUUAUGCCUUUUAG
Recurvomyces mirabilis is the source of this 2841-nucleotide messenger RNA. RefSeq lists its product as uncharacterized. Lineage: Eukaryota; Fungi; Ascomycota; Dothideomycetes; Mycosphaerellales; Teratosphaeriaceae. Gene Ontology annotation, molecular function: small GTPase binding; nuclear import signal receptor activity. The transcript has 2 exons. Bases 1 to 2841 code for a protein of 946 amino acids. Gene Ontology annotation, biological process: protein import into nucleus. Gene Ontology annotation, cellular component: cytoplasm; nucleus. The record is from RefSeq and is a predicted model, not a curated record.